Molecule: messenger RNA, 5188 nt
Organism: Ictidomys tridecemlineatus (thirteen-lined ground squirrel)
Lineage: Eukaryota; Metazoa; Chordata; Mammalia; Rodentia; Sciuridae
Gene: Negr1
Product: neuronal growth regulator 1
Source: RefSeq, a predicted model, not a curated record
AGGAGGAGGAGAGACAGAAAAAAGAAACAACACCCGACAACUAGGAGGGGGGGAAAGAAAGAAAGAAAAGAAACCCACCCACCCACUCAAAAAAAAAAAAAAAUCUGUGGCGCGCCGCCUGGUUCCCGGGAAGACUCGCCAGCACCAGGGGGUGGGGGAGUGCGAGCUGAAAGCUGCUGGAGAGUGAGCAGCCCUAGCAGGGAUGGACAUGAUGCUGUUGGUGCAGGGUGCUUGUUGCUCGAACCAGUGGCUGGCGGCGGUGCUCCUCAGCCUGUGCUGCCUGCUACCCUCCUGCCUCCCCGCUGGACAGAGUGUGGACUUCCCCUGGGCGACCGUGGACAACAUGAUGGUCAGAAAAGGGGACACGGCGGUGCUUAGGUGUUAUUUGGAAGAUGGAGCUUCAAAGGGUGCCUGGCUGAACCGAUCAAGUAUUAUUUUUGCUGGAGGUGAUAAGUGGUCAGUGGAUCCUCGAGUUUCCAUUUCAACAUUGAAUAAAAGAGAUUACAGCCUCCAGAUACAGAAUGUGGAUGUGACAGAUGAUGGCCCAUACACAUGCUCUGUUCAGACUCAACAUACACCGAGAACAAUGCAGGUGCAUCUAACUGUGCAAGUUCCUCCGAAGAUAUAUGAUAUCUCAAGCGAUAUGACCAUCAAUGAAGGAACCAAUGUCACCCUCACUUGCUUGGCCACUGGGAAGCCAGAGCCCUCCAUUUCUUGGCGGCACAUCUCCCCAUCAGGCAUUACACUUGAGCUAAGGACACAGAAACAAAGAAAAGAAGAUGUCACUACACUGUUGGACAAUGUCAAAAUCUAUGACCAGAAGAGGACUUCCAUCUCACAAUCAAAAUCAUUUGAAAAUGGACAAUAUUUGGACAUUUAUGGAAUUACAAGGGACCAGGCUGGGGAAUAUGAAUGCAGUGCGGAAAACGAUGUGUCCUUCUCAGAUGUGAAAAAAGUAAAAGUUGUCGUAAACUUUGCUCCUACAAUUCAGGAAAUUAAAUCGGGCACUGUGAUCCCCGGACGCAGCGGAUUGAUAAGGUGCGAAGGUGCAGGUGUGCCGCCUCCGGCCUUUGAGUGGUACAAAGGAGAGAAGAAGCUCUUCAAUGGCCAACAAGGAAUUAUUAUUCAAAAUUUUAGCACAAGAUCCAUUCUCACUGUUACCAACGUGACACAGGAGCACUUCGGCAACUAUACCUGUGUGGCUGCCAACAAGCUCGGCACAACCAAUGCGAGCCUGCCUCUUAACCAAAUUAUUGAACCUACUACCUCUAGUCCUGUCACAAGUCCAGCUCCAAGUACAGCCCAGUAUGGAAUUACCGGGAGCGCUGACGUUCUUUUCUCCUGCUGGUACCUUGUGUUGACACUGUCCUCUUUCACCAGCAUAUUCUACCUGAAGAAUGCCAUUCUACAAUAAAUUUAAAGACCCAUAAAAGGCUUUUAAGGAUUCUCUGAAAGUGCUGAUGGCUGGAUCCAAUCUGGUACAGUUUGUUAAAAGCAGCGUGGGAUAUAAUCAGCAGUGCUUACAUGGGGAUGAUCGCCUUCUGUAGAAUUGCUCAUUAUGUAAAUACUUUAAUUCUACUCUUUUUUGAUUAGCUACAUUACCUUGUGAAGCAGUACACAUUGUCCUUUUUUUAAGACGUGAAAGCUCUGAAAUUACUUUUAGAGGAUAUUAAUUGUGAUUUCAUGUUUGUAAUCUACAACUUUUCAAAAGCAUUCAGUCAUGGUCUGCUAGGUUGCAGGCUGUAGUUUACAAAAACGAAUAUUGCAGUGAACAUGUGAUUCUUUAAGGCUGCAAUACAAGCAUUCAGUUCCCUGUUUCAAUAAGAGUCAAUCUACAUUUACAAAGACACAUUCUUUUUCCUUUUUUGAUAAAAAAGCAAAUAAUAUUGCCUUCAGAUCAUUUCUUCAAAAUAUAACACAUAUCUAGAUUUUUCUGCUCGCAUGAUAUUCAGGUUUCAGGAAUGAGCCUUGUAAUAUAACUGGCUGUGCAGCUCUGCUUCUCUUUCCUGUAAGUUCAGCAUGGGUGUGCCUUCAUGAAAUAUUUUUCUCUUUGUCUCCAACUAAUAUAAAACAUUUUGCUAAAUCCUACAAUUUGUAAGGAAAAAAAUAAACCACAAUGAUAAAGUUAAACUAUAUUCUAUCUCUAAAGAACAAAGGAGCUAUUGGAUUGUAUUUCUUCAUUAUCAGUGGGGUUUGAGAGUGUUGCCCCACAAUAACUCCGUUCUUGGGAUGAAAAACAAUUUAAUCACAUAGAAGAGUAAAUGUACCAUACGAUUUCUUUCGUUGAAGUUAAAUGUUAGAUCUACUGUGGGAAAUAAUUCCCUUUAAAAUGACAGCACAGUCCACUCAAGGGAUUGCUGAGCAAGACAGUAUCUUUUUUUCUUUCACUAUUUCAAGCUUAAAUUUUUAAGAUGGUUUGUCAGAGAGGACACAAAGUCCUAUCACCUAAUAUCACAUGAGUUGGUAAGCACUCAAAACUAAUUUGGUUUUGUGAUAGAUAAGUUAUUAUGACAGAAACAGUGCUCCUGCAGACAGGAGCAUUUUGCAUAUUUUCUAUCUGAAAACAUCACUCAGUUGAUAAUCUGGAAUGCAUGUUACAUUGAAAAAGUUCCAAAAUAUUUUAUAUCAAAUAUUCUAUAUUAGUAUACAGAAGAUCAAUCCCUGAAGUAAAUAACUCUUUAAUAAAAUCUUUCUUUAUAACCAUUUCAGUUCAAACAAAUGAAGCCAAAAAAAAUUACCAUGCUUUAUUUCUUCUUACAUGAUAUAUGUAAGAUGUGAUCAAAUGAAGACAGACACCAGUGAUGAGAAUAUCUUAAGAUGUAUUAAUUAUUCAAUUACUGUGAGUAUUCAUUUUUUUUCUACUUAAAGAAUGAAAACUACAUUUUUGAAGGAAAAUUCUGUGAGUCUAACUAUUAUAUUACAGGAAUAGGCUAAUGGUUUACUCUUUACCAAAGAAAGACCAUAGCCUUGAAAGCCAUGUUACAGGUCUGAUGAAGUUGCCAAUUUCAGCACACCUACAUUUCUACAGAUAGUCAUCUUUUACAAUCAUACCAACAACCCACAUGCUACUACUAAGAUUAGAUAUAAGAAAUUUUACAGAGGUCACACAUAUUUAAGAUAGCUAAUAUUUUGCCCUAGAAGUGAUGACUUGAAAAUUAUGAUUUUUUUCCAAAUAAAAUUUAAAGACAAAGUAUGCCAUAAAUCUAUUUUAAUUAGAAAGAUGACUCAUAAAUUAGGAGGCAUAAAUAUAGUCUUCCCACAAAAUGGCAAUAAUAUGGCAUAAUGCUCUUAAAUUUACUAGCUGUAAUAAAACUAUGAUGUUUUGACUGAUAUAUUAAAAUUGGCUUUAAAAAUAUAGCAUUUAAAUAUAUUAUAUAUUUGCUUUUAAAAAUAUUCUUUGUGAAAUUGGCGAGUAAACUAAAAAUACUUUUUUUUUUGUAUUGCAGCUUUAAAGUGGCACACUCCAUAAUAAUCUACUUACUAGAAAUAGUGGUGCUACCACAAAAGUGUUAACCAUCUGUACAUUGUUUGGGAGAAAGAAACAGAUCAAGAAUGCAUAUUAUACAGUGACCGUUUUCCUAGAGUUAAAAAUACCUCCUCUUUGUAAGGUUUGUAGGGUUAAUGUGAGGUAAAUUGAGGUAUAAACUAUGGAUGAACCAAAUAAUUAGUUCAAAGUGUUGUCAUGAUUCCGAAUUUGUGGAGUCUGGUGUUUUUCCCAUAGAAUGUGACAGAAGUACAGUCAUAGCUCAGUAGCUAUAUGUAUUUGCCUUUAUGUUAGAAGAGACUUUCUUGAGUGACAUUUUUAAAUAGAGGAGGUAUUCACUAUGUUUUUUCUGUAUCACAGCAGCAUUCCUAGUCCUUAGCCCCUGGACAGAGUGAAAUCAUGAGUAUUUAUGAGUUCAAUAUUGUUCAAAUAAGGCUACAGUAUUUGCUUUUUUGUGUGAAUGUAUUGCAUAUAAUGUUCAAGUAGAUGAUUUUACAUUUAUGGACAUAUGAAAUGUCUUGAUUAUUCCAUUUUAUCAGUCCUGACUGUACAAGAUUGUUGCAAUUUCAGAAAAGCAGUUUUAUAAAAUUGAUUUAUCUUUCAUUCUAAAAUAAUUUCUUACACUAUUCCUUUCAGCAUUGUGUUUUCCACAAGUUUCAUUUGUGGGAUUCCUUUUGUUGCCCCAAAAUUUUUGUCCAAGAAAGAAGAAAAGAAAAUAAAGAGCAGUUGAGAAAAAAAAGAUAAAGACAGAAAAGGAGGUGAAGACAAAGGAAAUAGAAGAAAGGAAGAACAGAAAGAGGAAAAAAGAGGAAAAGAUGAAAGAUAGGAGAAAGGACGAAUGAGAGGGAGGCAAGAAGCAGAAUGUUAGGGUAGUUAGCUUUUUCAUUUGCAUUCUCGGUUUAAAUGCAAGUGGUGUAAUGUAUUUUACAAUUAUCUCAUUCAACACGUAAGUCCUGUUACACCAUUAAGUUUCUAUUAUGCAGCAAUUAUAUAAUGAAAAGUACUGCCCAAGUUAUAGCAUUGUGUGAUUUUUUUGAGACACUAAGAUUUGAGAGAGAGAAUUUCAAACAUAAAGUCACUUUUGGGGGAUUUAUAACUUCACUGAAAAUUAAUGCUUCAUCAUAACAUUUAAGCUAUAUCUAGAAAGUAGACUGGAGAACUAAGAAUAUUACCCAGAUAAUUCAGAACAAAAAUAUAUAUAUAUAUAUAUAUAUAUAUAUAAAUACCCCUAUGUGUGAAGUCAGAAAACUCUGAAAAGCUGAAUUAUCAAAGCCAAUCAUCUAUAUUGAUCAAAUUACUGAUAAAUUGUUAAUUUAUCCAUUGUAUUUAGCUUUGUGACACAGCCAAAAGUUACCUAUUUAAUCUUUUCAAUAAAAGUUGUUUUUUGAAAUCCAGAAAUGAUUUAAAAAGAGGUCAGGUUUUUAACUAUUUAUUGAAGUAUGUGGAUGUACAGUAUUUCAAUAGAUAUGAAUAUGAAUAAAUGGUAUGCCUUAAGAUUCUUUGAAUAUGUAUUUACUUUAAAGACUGGAAAAAAAUCUCUUCCUGUCUUUUAGUAAAACAUCCAUAUUUCAUAAUCUGAUGUAAAAUGUUGUACUGUUUCCAAUAGGUGAAUAUAAAGUCAGUUUAUCAAUUAAAUAUGUAUUUGACUCAUUUAAAAACUCUUAGUUAAAGAGAAAAAAUGGAAGAAAUAAUAAUUUAAACAUG